Messenger RNA from Closterium sp. Yama58-4, 5031 nucleotides. NCBI's taxonomy places the organism in Eukaryota, Viridiplantae, Streptophyta, Zygnematophyceae, Desmidiales, Closteriaceae. The record is from the annotation of a GenBank genome assembly.
AUGGCCCUGUGGGAAUACGUCCUUAAUUGGUUACGCAGUCUAUUCUUCCAGCAGGAGAUGGAGCUGUCGCUCAUCGGCCUCCAAAACGCCGGCAAGACGUCGCUCGUUAACGUCAUCGCUACUGGCGGUUUCAAUGAAGACAUGAUUCCCACGGUGGGCUUUAACAUGCGCAAGGUGACUAAAGGGAAUGUGAGCAUAAAGCUGUGGGAUCUGGGCGGGCAACCAAGAUUCCGGAGCAUGUGGGAGAGAUACUGCCGAGGCGUCUCCGCCAUCGUCUAUGUGGUGGAUGCAUCAGACCACGACAACAUCCCAGUGUCACGCAGAGAGUUGCAUGAGCUGCUCAGCAAGCCGUCUCUUGCUGGCAUCCCGCUGCUGCUGCUGGGGAACAAGUGCGACAAGGCAGAAGCCGUUUCGCGAGAUGCCCUUAUUGAAGCCAUGGGAUUGAACCAGGUGAUGCAGGGGAGGGAGGCCAUGGCGAGCGCAGCGUUGUUUCCGCCGCUCGCAGCGGCGUCGCGAGAGCCUUCGGAUGUCGUGCUGAGCAGAGUGCGCGAGUUGGUGCUGCAGAUCGUGGCUGGCGGGAACCACCCCGAGACGAGUCUGUUGCACCAGCUCGCCUCGAUCAUUGAGGAUGAAGAGCAAUGGUACCAGCAGCAAGCGGGUUUCUCCUCGUCUAAUCUCCGAGCCUCGUACACUAUCGGACGAAUUGUCAAUUCUUUGCGCGAGGACGACGACUUGUACGAGCUGCUGACGUCGAAGCUGCUGCUCCAGUCGUGGCGGUCGCAGGAGGAGCGAGCAGCGGGAGCUCGCCUGCUGCUCGCCUGCGCGAUGAGCUUCGUGUACCGUGGGGUGUUCGAGGAGGGUAUUCUAGAGCGAGUCAUUGCGUGGGCCGCCCUCUCCACUCGUGCCGCCCCACCCCCUGCUCUUGCCACCGCCACAACCGCCGCCGCUGCCGCUUCUGGUGGCGCUGCUGGUGGCGCCGGGGGCACACAGGAGGAGGAGGAGGAGGAAGAGGAGGAGGAUGCAGGGGAGGAGGGUCAGGGGGCGGAUCCUGUUCCUUCCUCUCCCGCUCGCCCUGCAUGGCAGCUGACCCGGCCGCAGCUGGCGCAGCUGAGGGAGUGGUACGCGGUGCAGACACUGGCAGUGCUGGGCGAGUACAUGGAGGUGCUGGGUCCCGUGCUGCACGAGAAAGGGGUUGACGUCUGCCUUGCUCUGCUCAGACGCGCCACACCUGGGGCUGCAGGGGCGGAGGGGUCUGUUGCUGCUGCUGCUCCUGGUGUGGUCGGUAUAGGUGGUGGUGCUUCUGCUGCUGCUGCUCCUGGCGCAGGGGAUUCCACAGCAGGUGCAGCGGCAGCGGCAGGAACAGCAGGAGCAGCAGCAGUGUCCCGUGGGCUGAUGAGUGUGUUGCUGCUGGCGGACGUGCUGAAGCUGGUGUGUGCGCUCACAGCACACCGCAAGUUCGCCACACUCUUUGUGGACCGCGGGGGCGUGCAGCUGCUGCUCUCCCUCCCCCGCGUGCCCCACACCCUCCCCGGUCUCGCUGUCGUGUUUUUCGCCCUCGCCUCUAUUCAGCGAGUAGCGUCUCUCCCCCAGCCAGUCAUCCGCGCGCUCAUCUCCACCGCUCUCCACCUCCUCCUUUGCCCACUCGACCACGCGCGGCGCAACACGGCGCUCUUCUUUGCCGCCUCCCUCGCCUUCCCGCGCCUCCUCCUCGAGUUCGACGCCCAGGGGGGCCUCCCCGCGCUCAUUGCUCUGCUCCGGAAUGCUGCUCAGUUAAGAGCGGUGGAUUCGAGCGCCCAGGCGGUGGAGGGGUUGAUGGAGGCGCUGAUGGUGUCGGACCGGCGGCUGGCACACGCGUUUGUGCGCUCGCGGUGGGGCGCUGCUGAGAGGCUCGUGGAGGAGGGUGCAGUUGACGUGCUUCUGGAGCUCUGCCAGAUUCCGCCAGGAGAGCGUAGCACGGGGGAGCUAGCACAGCACGCCUUGGGGGUCCUGCACGUGCUCACCCUCGCGCCCUUCACCCACCGCCACGUGCUCACUGCACGCGUGGCCUCCCACCGCUGCGGCAUGCCCGUGCUGCUCGACGCUGCCAGUGGUGCUCUGCUGGCGGAUCCCGAGGUCAUGCAGAUCGCGCUGCUGGUCGUUGUGAAUCUGCUCACCACGAGUGCAGGCAAGACGAUGGUAGCAGCAGCAGCCACGGAAGCAAUGCUCCUCUUUUCCUUCAUCUUCCCUUUCCCCUUUUUUUUGAGGUUGAUUUUGAGAAUUCUCAAAAUCGCCCUUCCUUCCCUUCUUCUCCCGCCGCAGCUCACUACAAGUGCCGGCAAGGCAACAACAGCAGCAGCAACGGAAGCAACAGCGCCUACACUCAAAAGGCUGGAGCGAGCUGCCAUUGCUGCUGCCACUCCCAUCAGCUAUCCCCCCAGCGAGCUUCUUCAACUCAUACACGCGCAUCUGAUAUCAGAAGGCCUACACCAGUCAGCAAGCCAACUACUAGCGGAAUCAAACAUCACCCCCCUCGUCGCCACCCCUUUUCCCUCCUCUCCUGCUGCCCUCCCCUCCUCCUCUCUUGCUCCCUCUGAGACUUCCCCCAAUCGCCACCUACUACAUGCUCUCCCUCCGUCCCCCGCUCCUCCAAUUCCUCCGUCCGUCUCUGCUGCACCGGUUGCAACGUCAGCAGCAGCGCCAGCUGGCAGUUCGGGAUUGGCUGCUGAGGCAACAGGGGGGCUUAGCUGGCCCAAGGGGAAAGCAGGAUGGUUCUUCUCUGCUGGACGGAAGGGUGAGGGGAUAGGAGCAGCGGUGGGUGCAGGAGCAGCGGUGGGUGCAGGGGUAGGGGCAGAUGCGGGUGCAGCCGAUGCUGGUGUUGGUGCUGGUGGGGAUGGUUCUGAUGGUGGUUCUGCCCCUGCCGCUGCUGAUGCUACUGAUGCAUCUGGUAAAGCACCUGCAGGGUCUGCUGUAUCAGAGGAGCCGGUUCCAUGUUCAGGUGGAGUUUCAGGUGGAACCUCAGACGCCCCUUACAGUAUCACUCGCCGCCUCGCCGCCCGGCAGCGCCGCCCGCCCGCGGGCGGGUGGCAGGGGCGGCGGCUGGAUCGGCAGCUAGUGUUCAGCCGGUUUCGCCCCUGGCGAACCUGCCGGGAAGAUGCGGUGAUGAUUACCAGCACGUGCUUUUUGCUGGGGGCGGGAGGGGCGGGCGGGGGCGGCGGUGUGUGGGGGUUCGGCGGGGGGGGCGCCGGGGGUGUUGGGGGAUUCGGUGGGGGGAGGCGAUGCUUAGCAGUGGGGACGACUGCGGGGGAGAUAAAGCUUUUUGACGCGGAGGGGGGUGUGGUUGUGGAUAGCUACUCGUGCCACCAGUCAUCCAUUGUUUCGGUGUUUUUGGCACCAAGACCGGGGUAUGACGAUGAUGACAGGGGGAUUGUAAGACGCUGGCGGGGGAGACAACAGCAGGAGGAGGAGCUGCCCGAGGGGGCAUCAGCAGCAGGAGCAGGGUCAUCAGCAGCGUCAGCAGCGUACAGUGCAGCGUCCUGUCUGCUCCUCUCCUCUACCCGCACAGAAGUGAAGCUCUGGGAUGCAGCAGACCUCUCUCUCGGUCCCCUGCACACCUUUCCCUCCUGCCGCCUCGGCCGCUUCAGCCACUCUGCUCGCACCAUCGGUGCAGUGCGGUGCGAUGGGCAGUCGAGGGAGUCGAGAGAGGUGCUGUUGUAUGACGUGGCAACAGGCAGGCUACAGGAAACACUUAGAGAAGCGCCCAUUGCUGCUGCUGCUGACUCGUACGCUUCUGGUGCUGCUGCUGGUGGCGCUGCUAACGCUGCUGGUGUGGUUGGUUGGGGUGGUGUGGGCGGUGGGGUUGCUGGUGGGGGUCUGGGAGCCGGGCGCGGUGGGAAUGGCGGCUUCGGUGGUCUGUUUGGAAAUUACAGCGGUUACGGUGGGUUUGGAGGGUUUGGGAUCGGCCUAGCCGGCGCUGCUGGUGCGACCGGCGCUGCCAGUGCUGUUGCAGCCGGUAUUGGCGGUGGUGGAGCUGCAAUGAUGGGUGGAGGAGGAGCAGGAGGAGGGGGGGCAGGGGUGAACAGGUCGUUGGGGUCCCAGGGCGUGCAUUUCUCCCCGCUGGACGAUCUGUUGCUGUGGAGGGGGUUCCUGUGGGACCCGCGCAUCAGUGAACCUGUUCACCGCUUUGACCAGUUCUCGGACUACGGGGGAGGGGGCUUCCACCCAAAUGGAAAUGAGGUGAUUAUCAAUUCCGAGGUGUGGGAUCUCCGGACGAGGAAGCUUCUGCGCAGCGUCCCGUCCCUCGACCAGACCUCCAUAACAUUCAACGCCACAGGGGAAGUUAUCUACGCGACUCUCCGCCGCACCACUGACGACCUUCUUGCAGCCCUGCACGGCCGCCGGCGCAAGCACCCUCUCUUCGCCGCGUUCAAAACUAUCGAUGCAACUUCGUACACCGACAUCGCAACCGUUAAUGUCGAGCGCUGCGUGCUCGAUCUCGCCGUUGAACCGACCGACGGGUAUGUGGCUGCAGUAGUGGUAGAUGAGCAUGGAGAAUCGGAUUCUGUUGCAAGACUGUUUGAGGUUGGGCGGCAGCGGGUGGUGGAGGAGUUGGGGGAUUACGAUGGGGAGGAUGAGGGGGAGAUGGAGGAUGAGGGGGAUGAAGGGGAGGAGGAGGAGGAUGAGGAGGAUCAGGAGGAGUUGGAUAGUAUAGAGGAGGAGCUUUUUGGAGGGUUUUCGGAGGAUUUAGAUGGAGAGGAGGAUGAGGAUGGGUUUGGGCAGCCGAGGGUGAGGGCUGUGAGGGCUGGUGGGCGUGGGGGACUGAUGAAUGGGGAAGUGGAGGAGGGGGAGUAUCUGGGUAGUGAUUCGGAGGAUGAUGAGGAGGCGGCACAGACGCUGAUGGAUUUGAUCAUGGAAGGACCCUCGGAUGAGGAUCCGGAUAGUUUUAGCGACGAGGAGGAUGACGAGGAUGACGAUGACACAGAUGAGGGCGAUGAUGAAGAUUCAGAUUUUGAGGAUGAGGACUGGGAUUCGGAGGAUUCGGCCCCAGACGAAUAG